AUGGUUAUGGAAAUUUUAAUUUCUGUGAUACUACUGUUUGUGGGUAUAGCUGUUCUGGUCAUGAUUCAUUUUUGUAUAGUUGGGAGGGUUUUCAGCAGGAGUUACAACAAUGGAGAUAUUGCUGAUCAAAUUGAAAUGAGAAUCACUAGAAGCCCAAGCAUGUCCAGUGAAGACAUAAAGGAACUGCCAUGUUUUCAUUAUAAGGUGGAGAGAGAAAAUAGCCCCUUGGAAUGUGCCGUGUGCUUGGAGAAUUUCAUGGUUGGUGACAAGUGCAGAUUGCUGCCAAAGUGCAACCACAUCUUCCAUGCUGAAUGCAUAGAUUCUUGGUUGUUGAAGACAGCUGCUUGCCCAAUAUGUCGAACCGGUGCGAAUUUACAGAAGAUUGAUGGGCAAAGUAGUGGCUCAAGCGAAGUUGGGGUUGAAUUUGGGGUUGAAUUGACAUAG
Messenger RNA from Ilex paraguariensis (yerba mate), 444 nucleotides. NCBI's taxonomy places the organism in Eukaryota, Viridiplantae, Streptophyta, Magnoliopsida, Aquifoliales, Aquifoliaceae. The record is from the annotation of a GenBank genome assembly.